UGCGCAGUGCGCGGACAGAACCCGACACGGAGGCGCAGUGGUAAAUCAGACAGCGCGAGGAGCUUCAGCGGCACGGAGCACCGAAUUCGUAACGCUGUUGCGUAAAGUAUUUUGGGCGAGUGAGAUCACCGCGGUCUCCCUUACGCUCGGAUUAGACUCGUGAGCGGUUCUGCAGGAGGAGCAAGCCCCGGGAUCCGAACUGACAACCCUGCACCCUCCACCACACCACCGACCCCACACUGGAAAUGUCCGAAAACAAGCCCGACGAUGAGCCGAAGUUGUCUACGACGGACAGGGUGGUGAAAUCGGUGCCCUUCCCCCCGAGCCACCGGCUCACGGCCAAAGAGGUGUUCGAUGGCGAGGGGAAGCCGAAGGUGGACGUGCUGAAGGGGCACCUCACCAAGGAGGGGCGCGUGGAGGAGAGUGUGGCCCUGAGGCUCAUCGCAGAGGGCGCCGCCAUCCUGCGCGCCGAGAAGAACCUUCUGGACAUCGAGGCGCCCGUCACAGUGUGCGGGGACAUCCACGGGCAGUUCUUCGACCUGAUGAAGCUGUUCGAGGUGGGCGGGUCGCCGGCCUCCACGCGGUACCUGUUCCUUGGCGACUACGUGGACCGCGGCUACUUCAGUAUUGAGUGUGUGCUGUACCUCUGGGCUCUGAAGAUCCUCUACCCCAAAACACUGUUUCUGCUGCGUGGGAACCACGAAUGUCGACACCUAACAGAGUAUUUCACGUUUAAGCAGGAAUGUAGAAUAAAGUAUUCAGAGCGGGUGUACGACGCCUGCAUGGACGCCUUCGACUGCCUGCCGCUGGCCGCGCUCAUGAACCAGCAGUUUCUGUGCGUGCACGGCGGCCUGUCACCGGAGAUCACCAACCUAGACGACAUCAGGAAGCUGGACCGGUUCAAGGAGCCCCCAGCCUACGGUCCGAUGUGUGACCUGCUGUGGUCCGACCCGCUGGAGGACUUUGGUAACGAGAAGAACCAGGAGCACUUCACCCACAACACGGUGCGGGGCUGCUCCUACUUCUACAGCUACCCGGCAGUCUGUGACUUCCUACAACACAACAACUUAUUGUCCGUCAUUCGCGCACAUGAGGCACAGGAUGCGGGGUACCGCAUGUACAGAAAGAGCCAGACCACCGGCUUCCCCUCAUUAAUCACCAUCUUCUCGGCGCCCAACUACCUAGACGUUUACAACAACAAAGCGGCGGUCCUGAAGUACGAGAACAACGUGAUGAACAUCCGGCAGUUCAACUGCUCCCCCCACCCCUACUGGCUGCCCAACUUCAUGGACGUCUUCACCUGGUCCCUACCCUUCGUGGGCGAGAAGGUCACUGAGAUGCUGGUAAACGUUCUCAGCAUCUGCUCCAGCGACGAGCUCACCACCGACGAGGAGCUGGACGGACAGCUAAUAUAUGCCCCAAAGAAAGUUGCCACAGCCUCCGCCCGUAAGGAGGUCAUCCGCAACAAGAUCCGCGCCAUCGGGAAGAUGGCGCGCGUGUUCUCUGUGCUCAGGGAGGAGAGCGAGAGCGUGCUGACCCUGAAGGGGCUGACCCCCACGGGCAUGCUGCCCAGUGGGGUGCUCUCCGGGGGCAAGGAGAAGCUGCAGAACGCCAUCAAGGGCUUCUCCCCGCAGCACAAGAUCACGAGCUUCGAGGAGGCCAAGGGGCUGGACCGCAUCAACGAGCGCAUGCCGCCGCGCCGCGACACGCUGCCGUCGGACGCAAGCCUCAACGAGCUCAACAAGGCGCUGUCCUCGGAGACCAACGGCACGGACGACACGGGAGACUCCAGCGGAGGUGGCGGGGGAGACGGGGGCGGAGGCGAGGGCGGUGGUGGUGGUGGUGGUGGUGAUGGUGGUGGUGGGGGCGACGUCGUCGAUGGCGCCGAAGGCGAGGGAGUUGCAAACAUCCAGUGAAGCGGGAGGAGGGAGGGGUCCCCCGAGCACGCCACGACCCAAUCCCCCCCCCCCAUCCCCCACCCGCCCCCCCACAGGCCCAUCCCCGCAUUGAAGCCCCUUUUAUCUGACCCCCCACCCCACCCCGCAGGGCAGAGACAGGCAGAGUGGGGGUGAGGGGUGUGGAGACGGUGGGGACAGGGGGGGGGGUUAAAGUUUGUCUGUGGGAAGGGGGGGGGGAGCUUGUUGCACAUGUUGUGCUCACAUCUCACUUUGCUCGUUUUUCGUUUUUUUUGUUUCGUUUUUUUACAUGCCUUUUUGAAACAUUAGUUCCUUGUCAAUUCUAAGUUAUUGCUGGUUCACGGCUCAGUGCAGUCAGGAGCCCUAGCUCAGUGCAUCCAAGGGGCCGAGCUCAGUGCAGUCCGGGGCCCCGAGCUCAGCGCUGUCAGGGGCCCGAGCAAAGCGCUACAUGUCUUUAUUAGCUCAGUGCUAACUUAAGACAGUGUGUCAGAGGGGGAGAGGAGCCUAUGGGGGGGAUUAGAUCUGUUUGUGUUUGUGUUUGUGAUUCUUUUCUCCGAGAGACCCUUUCUCAUUUACACCGAAAUACUUGGAAAACAUGUUUAACUUCUUACUAACUAUCGUACGUUUACAAAAAUACAGCACUAAGAAAGGACAGACGUGAGAUGUUUUUAAACAUAUAAGGGUGUACAAACUAAAUAAGGACUAUUUAUUGAUGAUUUCCUUUUUGCUACUCGUAUAAAAUAGCUCUGAGAUGAAUUAGGCAGUCUUAAAAAGAAGAAUGUUGCAACAUUGUUGAAAUGCCAAAUACUAGAUUGUCUAUGGUUUUGUACAGAUUAUGCUUACCUCAGGUUCUUUGGUGUGUGCUAUGACCUGAAUUGUCUGUAUAAUGGCUAAUUAACUUGGUAAUGAAUACCUAUUUUCUUGAGUUUCAUAACUGGAAUUUACAUUUUACCUAUCAUUUGCAAAUAUUUGUAUUAUUUGUCUUUAUUUGAGAGAGGUGGGGGGGGUAGAUUUAUCGUGGCUUGCUGGAAUUAUGGAUUGUUUAUUUUAUCUUUAUAAGUAUUGCGAACAAAGUAAAAAAAAAAAAAAAAAAACAGAGAACCUAUAUUAUGUAUAAAAAAAAAUACAAUACAGUGUCUGCCUAUGCAUGUUUUUUAAAAUCGGAUAACGAAGUGGGAUGUCUGGUUUCCAUGGCUGCUGAGGCCUAUUUUCAAAUAUACCGCGCUUUAGUGAACAUGUACUGGAAUCCUAUACCUGCAUCCUCUCAAUACACACAGUGAUGCCCUACGCCUUCAACUGGUUUUGUAUUGAAGCAUUUAACUACGAAAUGGAUGAGAACGAUUUCUAAUCUCUUGCGCGCUUGUUAGUGCACACACAGUCCAAUUAAGCAUGUUUGACGGUUCUUGUGAGGUGUGUGUGUGUGUCUGUGUGUGCGUGUGCGUGUGGUGACAUACAUGUGGAAUUCAAAAAUGCAUGAUAGCAGUUAGUCAUGUAAUGGGUUAAUCCGUUUUUGUUCCGUUUUUGUAAAUGUGCCACAGAAAGUGAAAAAUUAUUAUUAUUAUUUCAAACUCUGCUUUGUAUAUGAGUUACAGGUUUGAUACUGCUCAGUACUUUAAGACGAAACAAAAAAAAUCUUCUAAUCUUUUUUAAGGACUGCUUAAGUGCCCAAGUAAUUCACUACACGACAGGACGCCUUGCUUUUGUAAUUAAACCUUUAAAACUGUUGGCAGACGAGGCAUGCACUUGCAACUAUGAAAAGUAUUUUAUAUAAAUGUUCAAUAAAAUGUGCAUGAAUUUCAACUUGAACCCGUUUUUGUGUGUGAGAGUGCGUGAGUGUGUGCGUGCGUGCGUCUGUGUGUGUGUGUGUGUGUGACUAUGCCAGAAUGUUAUGUCGUCCGUCCUCUGCCAAUGAAUAUACAAUCAUCAAAAAUAAAAUCGAAUACCUAAAAAACGUGAUGGUUCAUCAUAUUUGCAUUGUGAUUGAGUGCAUUGAGAUUCAAGGUCCACACUGGAGAGGGUCCAAGAAGCAUCUCCCGAAUCCAGGUAAAUAUUCAGUCUAAAUGAACGUGUGCAGGAGGUGAAGAAGCCACGCCCACAGGGUCUGGUUGAUCAGGAACAUACCACAUUAUAUUGUGUUACCCCCGUGUAGAAGCAGAAGCUAUCAGAACUGGUGUUCGCACUAGGAAUGGGUGGUCCAGUGAGGUAGGUAAUGUUUGCUUUGAUAUCAUGGGAUCUAAUGAGCUAACAUGAUCAAUUAAUUGUCAUCCGUUGACAAAUGUGGAAUUAGGUUUAACCAACUAGUCGCAGAACAAAAUACCAAUGUGUGAUUUGUUGCCAGGUCUCGCGAUACAGCUAUUACCCCGUGAUCUGGUGAGUGGUUGACUUAUAACAGGUUUCCCACCAGGUUCAUUUGGCACGGACUGGAAUACUCCGAUGGGAAAUGGUUUCGCCGGCCAAUUCCAUGAUUAAGUGUACAAGAAGAUAAGAGUUAACCCGAUAAAUGUCCACAUAAUUACAUACAUUAUGUAAUAAUAAUUACAUUAUUCCCUCGAAAGUGAAAGAAAUUCUUUAUUAUUAUUAUUAGGUGCAUUGUGGGUUUUCCGCUGUUUCUGUACUGAUGCCAAAAAGCAACAACACGGGUAUUAACGGUGGUAUUAACACGCAGGGGAGUGCAAACAGACGCUGCAGAUUGUUCAGUUCCUGCGGCUCCAUGACCCUGUGGGUCUGACAUUUUGUGGCCACGAGGGAAAAAACAAAUCUGUGA
This is a messenger RNA of Gadus chalcogrammus (walleye pollock), 4680 nucleotides long. RefSeq names its product protein phosphatase 3 catalytic subunit alpha. The transcript is spliced from 14 exons. Gene Ontology annotation, biological process: calcineurin-NFAT signaling cascade. The coding region runs from base 246 to 1916 and encodes 556 amino acids. Lineage: Eukaryota; Metazoa; Chordata; Actinopteri; Gadiformes; Gadidae. Gene Ontology annotation, cellular component: cytoplasm; cytosol; calcineurin complex. The record is from RefSeq and is a predicted model, not a curated record. Gene Ontology annotation, molecular function: calmodulin-dependent protein phosphatase activity; calmodulin binding.